AUGAAUGUUAUAAAGCUUCAAAGAAAAUACCCGCAGUUCCAGCAGAACGAGAUAUUCACCCUCCAAGAUGCCUUCCAUAGGCUAGAUGUAGACGACAAGGGCUACCUCGACGAAGCUGAGACUAUCAAGGCGACACAGGCUUCGGAGAGGCUGCCAUACGACGUUGUUCGCCAGACGCUAAAGGAGGUGGAACUCGACAGCUCUCGACGGGUCGAGUUUGAGGAUUACGUUGAUGGAUAUAUAUAUGGAUAUAUAUACUCGAGCAUGAUGGGAAAUGCUGACUCUAUACAGCUGAUAGCAAAACUGCGUAGUGGUGGCCAACCCGCCAGUGCGGCUCCCCCAAUUAAACCCUCCGCGCAUGCUCCUAGCGGCCAUGGACACGCCUCAAAGGGAAGCAUCAGCGGCAAGAUUCACGUCCAGGGCUCUUCCGCGAACGUCACCCAUACGAUAAACGAAGAUGAGAGAACCGAAUUCACGAGGCACAUCAAUGCCGUCCUUGCCGGUGAUCCGGACAUCGGGCAUAUGCUGCCAUUCCCAACGGACACUUUUGAGAUGUUCGAUAAAUGCAAGGACGGUUUAGUGUUGGCGAAACUCAUCAAUGACAGUGUCCCGGACACCAUCGAUGAGCGAGUGUUGAACAGGCCCGGAACACGGAUAAAGCAGCUGAACGCCUUCCAUAUGACUGAGAACAACAACAUUGUUAUCAACUCAGCAAAGGGUAUUGGAUGUUCGGUUGUCAACAUUGGAAGUGGAGAUAUCAUCGAGGUUAGAGAACACCUUAUACUGGGUCUUAUCUGGCAGGUCAUUCGUCGUGGUUUGCUUGGGAAGAUUGAUAUAAAGCUUCACCCCGAGCUUUACAGAUUGCUCGAGGAGGAUGAAACCUUGGACGAAUUCCUUCGUCUCCCUCCCGAGCAGAUUCUGUUGCGCUGGUUCAAUUACCAUCUCAAGAAUGCCAAAUGGCACCGAACAGUUUCAAACUUUUCUACCGAUGUUAAAGAUGGAGAGAACUACACUGUCUUGCUUAACCAGCUCGCCCCGGAUAUCUGCUCGCGGAAGCCUCUCGAGACCCGUGACUUAUUGCAGCGUGCCGAGCAGGUCCUUGAUAAUGCUGAUCUUCUAGAAUGCCGGAAGUUCCUGACGCCAUCGUCACUCGUUGCUGGGAACCCUAAGCUUAACCUUGCUUUUGUUGCCAACCUGUUCAACACCCAUCCUGGUCUGGACCCUAUUACAGAGGAAGACAAAUUCGAAGUGGAAGACUUUGACGCCGAGGGGGAGCGUGAAGCCCGUGUGUUUACCCUCUGGUUGAACUCCCUCGAUGUCCAGCCAGCCGUGAACUCACUCUUCAAUGAUCUAAGGGAUGGAACUAUCAUCCUCCAGGCAUACGACAAGGUCAUCCCGAACAGUGUCAACUGGCGUCAUGUCAACAAGCCCCCCGCGUCCGGCGGAGAGCUCAUGCGGUUUAAAGCAGUGGAGAACACUAAUUACGUGAUUGAGCUCGGGAAACAGAACCGCUUCUCCCUUGUAGGCAUUCAGGGGGCUGACAUCACAGACGGACAACGCACCCUCACCCUGGGUCUAGUCUGGCAAUUGAUGAGAAAGGAUAUCACAAACACGCUCUCCUCCCUAGCUCAGCGACUGGGUAAGCGUGAAAUUACUGAUAACGAAAUGAUUCGAUGGGCAAACGACAUGUCCCAUAAGGGCGGAAAGAGCUCGUCCAUCCGAAGUUUCAAGGACCAGUCUAUCGCCACUGGUAUCUUCCUGCUGGACAUCCUUAACGGCAUGAAGAGCAGCUAUGUCGACUACGAUCUCGUGACGCCCGGAAGAACAGACGAGGAGUGCUAUGCAAACGCCAAAUUGGCCAUCAGUAUUGCCCGAAAAAUGGGCGCCACUAUAUGGUUGGUGCCAGAGGAUAUCUGUCAAGUUCGCUCCCGACUGGUCACGACAUUCAUCGGAUCUCUGAUGGCCACCUCUGAGAAGAUGUAA
This is a messenger RNA of Microsporum canis CBS 113480, 1983 nucleotides long. Its product is annotated as fimbrin. Gene Ontology annotation, cellular component: actin filament; cytoplasm; actin filament bundle. The transcript is spliced from 5 exons. Gene Ontology annotation, biological process: actin filament network formation; actin filament bundle assembly. Bases 1 to 1983 code for a protein of 660 amino acids. NCBI's taxonomy places the organism in Eukaryota, Fungi, Ascomycota, Eurotiomycetes, Onygenales, Arthrodermataceae. Gene Ontology annotation, molecular function: calcium ion binding; actin filament binding. The record is from RefSeq and is a predicted model, not a curated record.